CUGGUGCUUCUUUUUGUGACAUUAAUUUGCAGCAAAUUUUUAAGGAAGAAAACAAAAGUACGUAAAAGAAAGAUUUUAACGGAGAAACCGGAAACAGUGGAGAAUGUUGAGGGCGCAUUUGAUACGUAUGUCCCAAAAGAGCAGGAUGGAUUCGAUAACUAUAUGCCGCAAUCGUCAGUUUUUGGGAUGGGGACGAAUCGAUGUAAAAGGGAAAUUUUGGCGGAGAAAGCCGAAGCAGCGGAGGAUUUUGCAGGCGAAUUUGAAACAUAUGCUCCAAAAGAAUGUGAUGAAUUCGAUACCUAUGUUCCAUCAUCUCCAAAAAAGCGGAAAAAAAUAAAACGCCUUGGAAAACGUCCUAAUGGCUGGAAGCAAUCGGUAUCGCGCUUGUUUGUUGAAGAAAACGGUCCAGAAACGCAAAAUGGCUAUGAGGAGUAUUCUGCAUGGUAA
This is a messenger RNA of Gongylonema pulchrum, 447 nucleotides long. The record is from the annotation of a GenBank genome assembly. Lineage: Eukaryota; Metazoa; Nematoda; Chromadorea; Rhabditida; Gongylonematidae.